AUGACGUUUACGGGAGACUUUACUCGCGCCUGCGCAGUUGCCAAGCCGCCAACAACAAUGUCGGCGCUACAAGCGAACCAGCAACGCAUUAAAUGUGGCGAAGUCUUCAUUUGGGAUUGUGUCGGUGAACUCUUUGCCAUCGAAUGUUUGCUCUGCGAGGAGCAUCCACUUUGCACGCUGUCCGAAUUCGCUGAACACAUGGAUAUUUGGCAUUACGACUGGACGGCUGAGGCGCACGCUUCAUUGCCCGAUACAACAACUACAGCGGAUGGCUGUGAGUUGUUACCCAAGCAAUGGACGGAGAUCGAAAGCUCAGCAGCGGCCGAAGAGCGCCACACUGACAUGCUGAGCGAAAGCAACAACUUUGAAGACAACUACAGCGACUCGGAAACCGUAUCAAUGGCGUCUGAUGCGCCGGAAACUGGGUCAUGGCAUGCAGCCACGCUGCUCGAAAGUGACCACAACGUAGCAAUUGUGCAGAAUGUCACCGCUGUAAGUUCAACUGAAACCUUUGAAGAGCUACCUUACGGCGCAGAGGUUGGAGUGUGGGGCAAUGUGAAUGAUCUGCGCAGCGGAGAGGUGUAUGCAGAACGAGCCCAGAGUAGCGAAACUGAAGAAUUGGCAGCGGACAGCGCGCACGCAAACACAAUGGGUACUAUUGUGAAGAAACGGGUUGAGAAUCCACUACUGAAACGCUUCAAAACCGAGAAAUUAAUAGAAAUUUAUGAAAAAUUUCCCGAACUCUGGCAUAAAGACGAACGCAGUAGCCAAAAAUCCGACACACAAGCGAAGGCAUAUCGCAGCAUUAGCCAGAAACUAAAAAAAGUUGGUAUACACCUUAAAACGGCGGCUGUACAGCGGCGACUUAAUACGCUACGCAAGCGUUAUCGCCUCGAGAAACUGGAGGAACUUAAAGCUCUUUUGAAGGGUCAAAUAUAUGAAAGCAGCUUCCAGUACUAUGCGCAUUUACAAUUCUUGAGGGAGCACAUCGAGCCGCAGUUGUGCAAGAUUUGCAAGCGGAUAUGUAAAGAUGCAAAGGAAUGUUGUGAGGGCGCAGAAGAAACGAGGGCAGAGAAGUUGCCAAUAAGCAAUGAAACAGCAGAAAGCGGAGAUGUGGUUGCUGAAGGAAGGGAAGGAAAUGAGGUACUGUGCGUUGUCAGAGAGCCAAUACAAGAAGAAAAUUCUGAAGAAAGAAACGAGGAAAACGACGAGCUACAAAAUUCUGUUAACGAAAUGACGCUUCAGCUAAGCAAAUCUGCAGCGGAACAGUUCGAGGUUAUGGUCGAAGAAAUAUUGAAAAGUGAGUACGCAAUGCAGGAGGCGAAUUUAGAAACAAGUGAGUUGGAGAUCGAAAGUAAUGAAUUCGAACCAUCAAUGGAACUGGUGUCAGUUGUAGACACCACGAACAAGCUACACGAAGCUACCACGCUCGUAGAACAAGCGAACGGGAGCCUAGAAGAGUCUAUGCUGCAAGAGAACCUCAAAGUAGACAGAAAUCAGAAUGUAAACGUAAAGGAGUCAAGGCUACCGCGACGCUCUUUGCGGAAUAGGAAUAAGAUACAAAUUUUGGAGGUGAUAGAGCUUCCGAGAAUGCAACCUUUCAAGGCACAAGAGCACGCAAUUAGCACAUCGACGCCACAUGACCAACAAGCCGUAGGAAUAAACGAUUGCAGCAAUGCUGACGAGCACAUGGCAUCUGAGGAGUAUGAUUCUUCGAAUGGUGAUUCGGGUAUACUGCGCGAUUACGAUGAACAACCCGAUGCCGAGACAAACCACGCCGACGAGACUGGGUCUUUUGCGCGCCUCACAGCUGAGCAAACGCACAAAUUGAUUGAAUUCUACGGUCAAAAUCCGCUGCUUUGGGACCCCGACCAUGCAGACUUUAGAGCGCGCGCGCGGCGACGUAAUGUUUGGCGUCAAAUAACGGCACAGUUGAAUGCGCAAUUCCAAAAGCGCUACACUUGGACGAAGGUGCACCGCAAAAUGCACGACUACAUCAAGUAUUAUCGGCGUGAGCGACAGCGCAUCGAGCUGGAGGGCGGCUGUACGCGUUGGUGCUUUUAUGAUGACUUUGCUUUUCUCAACGAAGUGCUCGCUGAGCAGAGCAGCGAUGCGCCAAAGCUGCUGCUGAACAAGCAACAAAACUUGAAAAUUAUCGAGGUGUACGCCGCGCACCCGCAACUGUGGGAUACCAAUCAUGCACUCUACAAGCGGCGACGUCUGCGUCAGAGCAUUUUCAAGGCGAUAAGCGAUCAACUGCGCGACGCGCACAACAUAAAUAUAACAGCGCUUAAGCUGAAACAACGCAUUGUGGAGUUUCGCUGCACCUAUCGUAUGGAGAAGGAGCGACGCUGUGCCACCGAGCAGCGAGGUGGAACUUAUGAGCCCUGUUAUGAAUACUAUCAGCUACUAAGCUUUCUGGACGCGCAUAUAGCGCCGUUCCAAUGCGCGGAGUGCAGCGCACAAUUUAAGAAACACACCGAAAUUGAACGUCACAUGCGGCAAGCGCAUAGCAAAAAUAAAAAGAAAACCAUUGUCAAGCAGCGCGCCAAGCCGAUCGCCCACGAAGCGAAAUCCGUCACGCUAGAAAAUGUCUGCCACAUUUGCGGCAUAAGCUUCACGCUGAGCCGCAACCUCAUGUGUCACCUAAAGCGUCACACAAAUCAGCGCGAAUACCAGUGCGCCCACUGCCCGAAGAAGUUCUUUGACGGCGCCACCAUGCGCGUGCACGAACGCUCACACACCAAAAGUCGCCCCUAUGUCUGCGACCAGUGCGGCGCCAGCUACGCGACAGGCAGUAAGCUGAACCAGCACUUGAAGCGUCAUAGCGGUCAACGCGACUUUACGUGUGAACUGUGCGACAAGGCCUUCUACACAGCUUUCGAAUGCGAGCGUCAUAUGCGCACACACAUGAACAUACGCGAAAAGGUGUGCCCCAUCUGCGGCAGGGACUUCGGCGUCGGCUCGGGCUACUAUGCGCACAUGCUAUUGCAUACGGGCGUCAAGCGAUACAAGUGCAAAAUGUGUGGCAAGCAAUUCGCGCAGUUCGCAGGGCUCUAUAAGCAUCGGAAACGCUAUCACCCGAAGGAAUUUGCGUUGGAGCGCGCGAAAAAGAGCGGACGCGUCGCAAAGGACGUGGCGGAGAAAUAACUGCAUAUAUUCAGUUCAUGAAGGAGAGAUUUAAAGCAUUUACAACAACAAUGAUGACAGCAACAAUGAUGACAGCAACAAAAACGAAGUUAAGUGUAAACCGUUCUCAAGACAGUGGAACGUAACCUGAAUGGGCCCGGCUUUUUAUCCAGCCAAGGACCGUCAACUCGCCA
Messenger RNA from Bactrocera tryoni, 3323 nucleotides. RefSeq lists its product as uncharacterized. NCBI's taxonomy places the organism in Eukaryota, Metazoa, Arthropoda, Insecta, Diptera, Tephritidae. Gene Ontology annotation, molecular function: DNA-binding transcription factor activity, RNA polymerase II-specific; RNA polymerase II cis-regulatory region sequence-specific DNA binding. The transcript is spliced from 8 exons. The record is from RefSeq and is a predicted model, not a curated record. The coding region runs from base 1 to 3150 and encodes 1049 amino acids. Gene Ontology annotation, biological process: regulation of DNA-templated transcription.